Messenger RNA from Gadus morhua (Atlantic cod), 1110 nucleotides. RefSeq names its product transmembrane protein 81 (gene tmem81). Bases 225 to 1076 code for a protein of 283 amino acids. The transcript has 5 exons. Lineage: Eukaryota; Metazoa; Chordata; Actinopteri; Gadiformes; Gadidae. The record is from RefSeq and is a predicted model, not a curated record.
GUAUGUGUUUAUUUAUUAUUGAAACACCACAUUGUUUGGAGGCAAUCACCCAGUUGGUUCAUUAUUUCUAUUAACUAAUGUCGCAUAUUUAAAGAGCCAGAAACACAUGACGCUCGCUACGACGACGACGUUUAAACGUGAGGUCACCACGGCAACCACAUUUAAACGUCCAACUGUGUCUUCAUGAAGACAGCUGAACAGACGCUGGAUUCUCUCUCUCUGAGAUGGCUGUCUGGUGUCCCGUACCCUUCCUCCUCCUCCUCCUUCUCUUGCUCCUCCCCGUCCCCUCUCGACCUAUCCCCCUCCCCGAGGCCUCUCUGGCCGACCUGGAGCUGGUGGGGUCGGAGGUAAUCACGGACAGCUCAGACUGCAGCGCCCCCUGUGGGGUGGGUCUGAGAACGCAGACCCUGUGUCUGAGGGGCGAGGAGAGAACUGUACCUGAAGGAGAAGACAAGGCGUGUCGUGUGCGCAGGGUGCCGUGCGUGGACGACUGGAGGUGCGGCCUGGAGACCCUCACCGUCCAGGAGGGAGCCCGCCUGGAGAUCAACUGUCUGGGGGACGUGAUGCAGGCCAUGGGGCCCUUCUCCUGGAGGGUGUCAUGGCGAUUCGCCCGCGGUGUCAUCACCUCUGACGACCGCCUGUUCUCCCGCCUGGAGGUCCCGGGGCUGGACCGCGUGGUCCUAGAGCCCGCCUCCGAGCACCACGCAGGUACGUACCGCUGUGACGUGCAGGACUGGGCCCACCGCCGGGGGAAGCGGGCAUACUGGGGGGUGAGGGUCCUACCCCAGGGGGUGGUGGACCUGGACUACCCCGGUUCCCCGGCCCCCGGGCCCCAGAACCCAGACCGGAUCCAACUGUUCCUCACCUGCACUGUGCCCUACAUGGUGCUGGUGGGUCUGGGGGUGUCCACCGGUCUGGCAGGUCUGACCGUGAUGGGGCUCUACCGGGUCCUGGUCCGGGGUGGGGGGAUUAGCGGGAGCCAGGAGAACCAGGAGAUGGAGCCGCGGAGAGACAGAAAGACCCGGAGGUCUGACUUUGAGCGUUCCGGUGCUUGUCUGUCUGAGGUCGAAUCAUAACCGGACUGAGUCUGAUUAAACAAACUGAAAUACG